GCACCGCCCCUCUCCCUCAGUCCGCAUUUGGUUCUGCAAAAGGAAUUGACGGGUGCUGUUUGGAAAAUCGGUCUGUCUUUAAGGAUUACUGAAGCCAAAAAACGAGACUUCUUGAAGACGAAAAGGUUGCUUUAUUAUUCCUAGCACUGUCUGAGACAACUUCGCAUGCUCUCCAUUGGUAGCCUAGUUAUGUAUCCUUAUCCUGGCGUUGAAAUAAGGAAAUGGAGAACUCAGUUGAUGUCUUCCCUAGUCGAUUAAACAAGGUGGACAUUACAUGGGAAGGACAUAUAGUCGUUAUUCACUAAUCAUCAUAACUGCAGUGCCCGUGCGUCAUCGAAGACACGUUUCUGGUGGUUAUGGCAGCAAACACUCUGGAAUGAAGUGUGAAAAAUAACAUUCCAGGCGCAGAUAAAAAGGAAAAAUCUACGUUUUGAGGGCGAAGAGGAAGGUGUUCUGUGUUGCAACAGGCAUUAAUUUACAGCAGUCAGAGAUGAAGGAAAAGUCCAAGAAUGCGGCGAAGACGAGACGAGAGAAAGAAAAUGGAGAAUUUUAUGAACUGGCGAAAUUACUGCCUUUACCUUCAGCGAUCACCUCACAACUGGAUAAGGCUUCAAUAAUUCGGCUGACAACCAGUUAUUUGAAGAUGAGAGCCGUGUUUCCGGAUGGGCUGGGGGAGGCCUGGGGCCAGCCUACCAGAAUCAGCCCUCUGGACAACAUGGCAAAAGAACUGGGAUCCCAUCUACUGCAGACUCUGGACGGCUUCGUAUUCGUUGUCGCUUCAGACGGCAAAAUCAUGUACAUCUCUGAGACUGCAUCAGUCCACCUCGGCCUAUCCCAGGUGGAGCUGACGGGCAACAGUAUAUUUGAGUACAUCCACCAAUCAGACCAUGAUGAGAUGACGGCCGUGCUCAGCGCCCAUCAGCCCCUCCACCAUCACUUCCUGCAAGAGUACGAAAUUGAGCGCUCUUUUUUCCUGAGGAUGAAGUGUGUAUUGGCCAAGCGUAAUGCAGGACUGACGUGUGGAGGAUAUAAGGUGAUCCACUGCAGUGGGUAUUUGAAGAUCCGUCAGUACGUGAUGGACAUGGCGCUGUUUGACUCGUGUUAUCAGAUCGUGGGUCUGGUGGCGGUGGGCCACUCCCUGCCUCCCAGUGGUAUCACAGAGAUCAAGCUCCAUAGUAACAUGUUCAUGUUCAGGGCCAGCCUGGACCUCAAGCUCAUCUUCCUGGACUCUAGGGUGGCUGAGUUGACGGGACACGAACCCCAGGACCUGAUCGAGAAGACACUAUACCACCACGUGCACGGCUGUGACGCUUUCCAUCUACGCUUCGCUCACCACCUCUUGUUGGUGAAAGGGCAGGUCACCACUAAGUACUACCGUAUGUUGUCCAAGCACGGGGGCUGGGUGUGGGUGCAGAGCUACGCCACCAUCGUCCACAACAGCCGCUCCUCCAGACCCCACUGCAUCGUCAGCGUCAACUAUGUCCUCACGGACGUAGAGUAUAAAGAUAUGCAGCUGUCUCAGGAGCAGAGUCGAGCGGCCAAAUCCAGCUUGGUCUUUAAGAGUGGCCCGGCCUCCUCUCAGGACCCCCGCAAACAACAUAAGGCCAAAGCAGUCAAGAUCAAGAGCAAACUCAAAACAGCCCCCUACCCUCAGCCCAACAUCACCUACCAUCCAGACAAGCUGGACUGCUCCCCCCAAGGAGAGGCCUGGAAGGAGAGCCCCCCGUACACUCUGACCCCCUGCCAGGGGCAGAGCUCUGGCCCCUCUGGAGGCCCAGAAGCUGAAGAGGUCCUGUUUAGCAUCAGCGCCCCGUAUGGCCUCUCCUUCCCCAACCCAUAUGGACACCUACCCCACACGGACUCCCAGAGGAGGGUGCGACCCACCCAGGGUUCCUCUUCCGCCUCGCCCUCCCCGGCUUCCCCCAGCCUGGCCGCACGGCAGCUGCUCAGCUCCCUGCAGGAUCGAGGGGGCGAGGAGCGCUGGAGCUGUGCCAAUGCCAAAACCCAUCCUGGUCACGCCCCGAGGCCCUCUGUUGCAUCGUGUGCCAUCACCACUGCCACUGCAGCAGCGUAUUCCGGCCCUACAGCGAGCAGGGGGUACUCCCCCAGCGAACCCCUCCAUGGCGUCCUCUCCAGCUGCGCGACCCUGCGCCCUAUCAGCAGGUACAAGGAAGAGCCCUACGAGCAUCACACACUUGGCCAGAGGAAGACCACAGAGGACCGCCUGCCCUCCCAGUCACAGGCCACAAAAGAGGACAGCAAGCUGCCGUUCAACCGAGACCACCUCCACAAGGUCUCAGAGGGUGGUUGCAUAGUAGGGGAGAAGCCUUUGUCCUGUCCUCUGCUGAGUAGCUCUGUGCUGGAGAAGGCGAGCUAUAAGCAGUCCGGGUCUCUCCACGGCCUGGGCCAGCCCUUCCCCAUGCAGGUGGUGCUGGAGCAGCACAGGAGGCUGUGUAUGAUGGAGUCCCCCUACAGCCACAGUGCCACUGGCCCCUUGGAGCACACGGACAGCAAUUGGGAGCGGAGGACCCCCAAGCUGCUGGAGCCUGAGGCGGGGGAGAGGAGGAUGUGGAUGGGGGUUGGAGUUGAAGUUGGGGUUGGGAUGGGGGUGGGAGUUGAAGUUGGAGUUGGGAUGGGGGUGGGAGUUGGGGCAGGCCUGCCGGCCCAGGCUCCGUACAUGUCUUUGAAUCUCCACCACGUCUUGGCCAAACACAGCUCCUUCCAGGCCCCGCCCUACGCUGCCCUCGGCCAUUUGUCGGACAGCUACGGUUACCGUGGUGAUGAAAUGGGUUCUUAUGGCUACAAGAGCCAAAGCCCCGCCUCUGGCUCCUCCCCUGAGACCCACAGGGAGAUCCCUCAUUACAUCGGCACGUCCGUCAUCAUCACCAACGAGAGGUGACACGGCCUGGGAUUGAAGGUCAAGAAGGGACAGACACCCUUAGACUUCAGCCUUUUUGGUCAGAAACAGACCAUGACCAAAAGCUGUAUCAGUGACUAUGUUACUGCGUCAGACAUAAGUCGAGUCACUUUCUGGGGACCCCCAUUUCUGUUUUUCCCGAUGCUUUCUACACAGAUAAACCAACGUCAGACUCCUGUAAGGAGCAGCCAGGAAUUUCAGGUUUCUUGAAUACAUUAUAUUUUUGGCAUACAGUUUAGCCAAUAGCAUAUGUAAUGCAUUGCCACAUUCUAGAUCAAAGCCAUUUCUUUUGAUAAGUCCUCAAUCACCUUUGAGCCAUACAGUACAUCAUUUGAGGUACAAAUUGCCUGUGAAGAAUACACCCCUCUAAUGUUGUAACUCAUAGAGGUACCUAUCCUACAGACCUGAACAAGAAGAGACUAUAGAAUGUAGCAUGAGUUCAACCCAAUUCGCAAGCUAGUUCAAGUGCAAACUGUUUCCAAUGCGCGUAUAAAUUAUGCCAACAGAAAAAUUACAGUUGCAAAAGUAUUGAACGUGGACAAUGUCUCGCACACAGUAAUGAGGGAAAAUAUCCUUCAUCCUCUUUUGAAGUUGGAAUUAAUUUGGUAUAUUCUACCCAUGGCAGAGAUUGGAAACGUAAUGUGUUUAUUUAUUAUUGUGCAACACAAAGCAGCUUGCUUAUUUAUGAAGGAAACUAGGGUCUAACAAGUAUAAUGAAAAAAAUAUAUACUGCAUUGGGGGAAAUGAAAUGAAAUAAAACAAGGUAGUUUGCUUUCAUUCUGAAUAAACAAUUCAAAUGAAA
Oncorhynchus mykiss (rainbow trout) is the source of this 3719-nucleotide messenger RNA. The record is from RefSeq and is a predicted model, not a curated record. Lineage: Eukaryota; Metazoa; Chordata; Actinopteri; Salmoniformes; Salmonidae.